This is a messenger RNA of Camellia sinensis, 936 nucleotides long. The record is from RefSeq and is a predicted model, not a curated record. NCBI's taxonomy places the organism in Eukaryota, Viridiplantae, Streptophyta, Magnoliopsida, Ericales, Theaceae.
AUGCCUGAUGGGGACUCUAUGCCUUUCCCCGUAGUGGCCUUCAUAGAGUGUGGAUUUAGGUUCCCUCUCAACAUCCUUUUCCGCAAAGUCCUUCAUUAUUACAAACUUAACCCAAUGCAGCUGGCCAUCAACUCUUACAGAGUCAUUAACGCUCUUCCUCAACCUCCAAAGGACUUCCACAAAACCUGCUAUCCCAGCAAAGACUUCAAGAAGCUGCUGGGCUUGCCUGUCAAUCAGCGCAAGGCCCCUUUGCUGCUCAACUACAUCUUGACCUAUAAAUCCACAUUGCCCGACGUCCCUAAGAAGAGCAACCGAAAACGCCAAAGUGUUGAGGCGUCGGCUUCCGAUCCAGCCAACCCACCAACUGCACUUCUGGCAAUUCAUUUUGGUACUAGAGUCACAAUCGCCACCACUGCCAACGAGAUAGGAUGCAACAAGGCUGUCGUUGAAGACCUUCUUGCCGACAUCCCUGGUGUUGUCAUAGUCCAAUCUUCACCAUCACAAUCCCAACCCAAACCAAAGCAAAAAAGGGUAAAGAGGGCCAAGGAAAAAGCCUCUUUCACCCAAGUUGAAUUUGAAGAUACAGUUCCAAUCUCAAAGCUUGCCGAGAUUGAGAAAACUAGCUCUGUUGCCGAAAAGAGACCUGCUGAGGAUGACCCCUCUGAAACUGCUAAGUCAAAGAAGUUGAGCCAAUCUGAGGCUAAGGCUGGGGAGGAAGAAGACGAAGAAGAAGAGGAUGACGAAGAGGCUGAGGUGGCAACCAAUGCUGCGGGUUCUGCUGGGGAUGAGGAGGACGAGGUCCAAAAGACCAUUUCUGAGGCCGAGGUCGAGACUGCCAAUAAGAGCCUUGAUGACACACUGCGUGAGAUUGAUGCCGAGGUAGAGGCUAACAAGAGUGUAACACCACCAGCCGAUGAAGCCAACCCUAACACUUAG